Geodia barretti is the source of this 1218-nucleotide messenger RNA. The record is from the annotation of a GenBank genome assembly. NCBI's taxonomy places the organism in Eukaryota, Metazoa, Porifera, Demospongiae, Tetractinellida, Geodiidae.
AUGGAUCUGGGAGUCGUGGACGAGAGAACGAUCGCCCAGCAUGCCGUAGAGUCAGAGAAGACCGGCAAGGGAGACACCUUCAAGUACGCGUGGGUAAUGGACAACAUCAAGGACGAGAGGGAGAGGGGAAUCACAAUCGAUCUCGCGUUCCAAAAGUUUGAGACACCAAAGUUCUUCUUCACCCUGAUAGACGCGCCCGGCCACAGGGACUUUAUCAAGAAUAUGAUCACCGGAGCAUCCGAGGCCGACUGUGCAGUCCUGGUCCUCUCCGCAAAGGAGGGAGAGACGGACACCGCCAUCGCGCCUGGCGGACAGGCGAGGGAGCACGCAUUCCUGCUAAAGACGCUGGGCGUAAACCAGCUCAUAGUCGCAAUCAACAAGAUGGACGUCGGCAACUACAGCGAGGAGUCAUACAAGAACGCCUGCGAAAAGGGAGAGAAGCUAAUCAAAUCGGUGGGCUACAAGGCAGACGCCGUUCCGUUCGUACCCGUAUCCGGCUGGAAGGGGGACAACCUGGUAAAGAAGUCCGAGAACAUGCCGUGGUACAAGGGCAAGACGCUGCUUGAGGUGUUUGAUGAUUUCAAGAUAUCCGAAAAGCCCACAGGAAAGCCGUUGCGCAUUCCAAUCCAGGACGUCUACACGAUCACCGGCGUCGGCACCGUCCCCGUAGGGCGCGUCGAGACCGGCACGAUGAAGGUAGCCGACAAGAUCGUCGUAAUGCCCUCUGGAGCCGUCGGGGAGAUCAAAUCCAUCGAGACGCACCACACCCAGUUGCCCACGGCAGAGGCGGGCGACAACAUCGGGUUCAACCUGCGGGGAAUCGACAAGAAGGACAUCAAGCGCGGCGACGUACUGGGAACGCCCGACGCACCGCCGCGGGUCGCAAAGGAGUUCUUGGCGCACAUUAUAGUAAUUCACCACCCCACGGCCAUAGCCCCGGGAUACACGCCCGUGAUGCACUGCCACACCGCACAGGUAGCCGCCACCAUCUCGGAGUUCGUCUCAAGGAUAAACCCUGCCACAGGAGCGGCAGAGGAAGAGUCACCCAAGUUCCUCAAGGUAGGCGACUCUGCCAUCGUAAAGAUCAGGCCGGUCAGACCUACACCGAUCGAGACAUUCAAGGAGUUCCCGGAGAUGGGCAGGUUUGCACUGCGUGACAUGGGAGCGACCAUUGCCGCCGGUGUUGUAAAACAGAUUACCGAAGAGCACAAAGUGUAG